Molecule: messenger RNA, 303 nt
Organism: Colletotrichum paranaense
Lineage: Eukaryota; Fungi; Ascomycota; Sordariomycetes; Glomerellales; Glomerellaceae
Exons: 1
Coding region: 1-303 (100 amino acids)
Source: RefSeq, a predicted model, not a curated record
AUGUUUCGUCCCAUCCGAAACAUUAGCACGACAGGGACGGCCUCGUCUGCGACCCAGUUCUCCAACCUCAGCCUCGACAACCUCACUGGUCCACGCCGCGCCAUGGUCUCUGAUCAUCUGGUCUCAUGGGGUUUCGACGGCAUCAGGAUCGCCGGGUGGCGGUCCCGAAUCUUGACAGCACUACUACGCAACGAAAAGAGAAAGAUGUUGGUCAUUCAGCUUGCGAUUUCUGGUUGCUCACUUGCUCAGCCUCAGUUGCAGAAACGUGCCCCUGUGACAGACCUGCGUCGCAUCUUUGGCUGA